AGUCAGAGUGAAGGUGUGUCGCACCUGGGCUCGGCUCCGACACUCCUCUGCCUUGGAAAGUCACACACUCUCCACUCCGUCGACGUUUACCUUUCGCCCGUGUACCAGUGCUGAGGCAGCCGUGCGAUCGCCAGCCUGUUUCCCGACAAUGUCAUCGCGAAUGCGGCCGGGAAGUUCGUCCUCUCUCUCGGAGGGCUCGUAUUACGAGAGCAUCGAGCGUGCCGGCUCCCCCAACCCCGCACUCUACAUCCACGGACAGAAACACUACCUUCCCGUCGGCAGCCCCACAGGGCCCACCGUCACCAGACUGGUCCGGCACGGAGGCGGCCAGCAGACCCUGGAGCGGGUACAAGACCAUCAGCAACAAUAUCAACAUGGUAAUGAAGUCACCUAUGUACAGAACAGCCCCGGGCAGGUGGGGUUGUCAAGCCCCACAGAGGUACAAAACAGGCAGCAUCAAUAUAUACUGUCCCAAAGCAUGAAAGGAAUAAAUAUUCCAACUGAGUCGGAAGUUAUAGUACAUAAAACAUUCGUGACAGUUAAUCAAGUUCCAUCUGCACAGGUAUAUGAGGGUGUUCAAGGCUUUCAAUCCUAUCAGAACAUUGGAAAUUCGCAAACCCACUGGGAAGAUAUCAAAUACAGUGAAAGCCAAAUAAGAAAUGAUCGAAGCCCUGUGCAGGUUGUGUCUUAUCCGAAUGAACACAUCACGUCUCGGAGUACACGAAGCUCUGUCACAUCCCAAGAAUAUGACCUACACUCAGAGGAAACCCAGAUGAAAUGCUCUGGAGGAGGGAGUCCAGUACCAGCCAGAACCCGGAGUCCUCACCCCAGCCAGAUCAAGAGUGCAAUGGAUUACGAGAGUGGUAACACAGAGAAAUUGGAUCCUCGAUACUUUGGUGAGCUGCUGGCUGAGCUGAAAUGCAAGACCACUGAGCUCCACAACAUCCUGCAGGAAAAUACGCAGAAAAUCAAGUGCAAACAGGGCAGUUUGCAAAUGAAUCUUGAUCUCAAUGGUACCAAUGAAAAUCUUGAAGCUCUGAUACCAAAAGGGGUAUCUGAAUUGACAAAACAACACCUGCGCUAUAUUUUGCAGACAAGGUUUACUGUGGACAAAUCCUUGCGACUUCUUUUGGAAACGUUCAGCAGCUUACGUGAAGAUCUACUCCAUCUUCAGGACGACCUAAGAAGUCUUGCCACAGACAAGGAAAUGCUGGAAAAAGACUUGGGUUUUAAAUCGCAAAAGAUGACAGAAUAUUCACAGCUCUUGGAGUCCGUACGAGAGAACAACCGACAGUUGCAGAGUACCAUAAAAGAGAAUGGUUCAAGCCAUCGAUCCCUUGAGGAUUUGAUGUUAACUCUGAGAAAUUCUGAGGCAGAUAAGGAAUUCCGCGUGAAAGAGUUGGAAUUCAGCAAGAGAGCUCUAGAACAAGAUAACGAGUCACUUCGUCAGCAGCUAAUGAAGAGUCCAUCCACUGCAACAUUUACCACUGACAUUUCAAACAAUUACUAUGAAAUGGUCAGUAAGCUCCGUGAAGAAAAGGACAAGGAAAUCACUGUUUUGAGGUCCCAAAUCAGCAAUAUGAAACGUGAAAUGUCAUCCGGACAAGACAGUAGCAGCAGCAUGGAAAUUAAAUUAAUGCAAUACAAUAACAAUCUGAGUGAGAAGGAUUCCAUUAUUCAACAGAAGAAUGAGGAAAUCACGAGACUCAGAUCUUCACAACAUGGGUCCAACAAUGUGACGCGCACCAUCAUCACAAAGCGAUACCUUGACUAUCCUAUUCUGGGCCUUCUGGACAAUAUACCUAAAUCACCAAGUAAAGAACGAAAGACUAUUUUCUAUGAAAAUAAUAGAAGAAAGUAAAUAAGAAAACAGUAGGUAAGGACUGAACCCUGGAGUAACACUCCAUGAAAUCUAUUCUCAUUAGGAACAUCUUUCGGCCUACUGAAGACUAAUUGAAUACAUCGGGAAGUAUUUACUAUUUUUGCCACCUAGGUUAAUCAACAUUUUCUUAAUUUUAUGGUGUCCUUUCUUAGCCUUGAUUAGCCACAAAACGUGGUAUUUUGCGGGGAAUCGGUAUCAGUUUGUGUUAAACUGUUUAUUUUUUAAAUGUAUUGUUGAAGACUUAAGGUGUGAGGAUUUUUGCUAUUUUACCUUUUAAUAUUAGAAUUAAAUUAAAUUGCAUAUUAGACUUAAAGGUGGUUGGUAUGAAGAAUAGAGCAUAAAAAUUGAAAAAUAAAUUAAAUGCAAGCUAAACCACUGUCUAGUUGAUGAGUGGGUGCUUUUUAUCUGCAUAUUGAAUGGUGAUGUUUGUUUAUCCUGUAUAUUAUAUGAAAGGCAUUUUCCACUAUACUUAGUGUGCCAGUUUCACUUGAACAGCAAUGAUUUAGUAGCAAUACACAAGAGCACUGCCUUUUAUUUGUGAUUGUUCUCAUUUCCAUGUACAUAUACUUAAGUAUAGGUACACUAAAGACAAGAAACAUUACCAGUGAUGGAUGAAAUAUUUUAUAAUAAUGGAUUUUACCUUUUGUUCUGAAAUAAUUUUGUAAUUUAACUGUGGAUUAUUGACAUUGAAAAUAUAUAUUUUAAGAUGUAUAAAAUUUAUUGGUGAUUUAAAAUAAAGAGGAUUAAAUUUAUUUAUAUUCAAAAUAACGUGACAAUUACUAAAUUGCGAUAAGAAUUAAAGAGUGCUCUCUGAAAAUUAAAUCAUCCUAAUUGACUGUGUCCAGAAAUAAUUUCGACCAUUCAUUUUUAGCAAUAUCUGCUCAUCAGUCUGUUCCAUUCAAAACAUGUUUGUAGGACAUAAAGAAACUCUGAUUCAAAUGGAUGAAACUGAUCAUUAAGUACAGUGUUAAUUUUAUACUUUAUGGCUGAAGUAAUUAUUCUCAGUGCGCUUUUUUUUAGUGCAAUAAGCAACUUCGAAAUUAUGGAGCUAGACCUUCUUGUUAGUAUUGUGACCAAAUAUGUAUAUGUCUCAACUUUCUUAUUGAACAUUGGGGUUAUAAACUGUACUGCACAGAACCAUUAGCGUUUUAUUCCAUUAUACAUUCUGGGGUGCAAUAAAUUACUUUGUUGUACGUUAAUGCAAGUGGAUACAUUUCUGUAUUCCUUGAAUGGUUCAAGGCUAUCAUUACAAUUGAAAAAUGCAGCCAAGACCGCAGAACAAAUCUAUAUGUAUCCAUGCAAUUUAACAAAAAAAUAAAAAAAAUAGAUAAAUUGU
Amblyraja radiata (thorny skate) is the source of this 3218-nucleotide messenger RNA. RefSeq names its product protein POF1B. NCBI's taxonomy places the organism in Eukaryota, Metazoa, Chordata, Chondrichthyes, Rajiformes, Rajidae. Gene Ontology annotation, cellular component: bicellular tight junction; adherens junction; actin filament. Gene Ontology annotation, molecular function: actin filament binding. Gene Ontology annotation, biological process: actin filament organization; bicellular tight junction assembly; epithelial cell morphogenesis. The record is from RefSeq and is a predicted model, not a curated record. The transcript has 16 exons. Bases 149 to 1861 code for a protein of 570 amino acids.